GAGGCGCUCGAGGAGCCGAGCUGCUUUGGUGCAGUUUAUUCGAACUGUUUCGGACGUGGGGGCUUGAAACAGCAGAAACUGCAUGGACGGACUAACCAGAGCCCUUGCGUUUGAACACUGAGCGAAACGAAGACGGGGGACGGGGUGUUGCAGACAGCCCGAACGCCAACUGCAGCGAUUCCACCAAAACCAAGCAAGCAGGUGUUUGGAGCCAUGCCCUGCGUUCAGGCUCAGUAUGGGACGUCACCUCCUGGAGCCAGCCCUGCCUGCCAGAGUUACAGCUACAGCACUUCGGGAGAGUACAGCUGCGACUUCCUAACGCCAGAGUUCGUGAAGUUUAGCAUGGACCUGACCAACGCGGAAAUCGCCGCCGCUUCUUCUCUCCCUAGUUUUAGCACCUUCGUGGACAGCAACAGCCCAGGCUACGACGUGAAACCGCCCUGCCUCUACCAGAUGUCUCACUCAGGGGAUCAUCUCUCCGUGAAGGUCGAGGACAUAUCCAUGCACAGCUACCCUCAGCAGCCUCACCCACCAAACCAAGCCGAGGAGGGAAUAUCCCACACUGGACCUGUAUACUAUAAACCCUCCCCUCCGACCAUAAGUGCGUCGCCGAGUUUCCCCGCUGGUCCGCCUCACGCGUGGGACGACACGGGACCGCUCCACAGUUUUCACCAGAACUACUUGGCUACUUCUCACGCGAUGGACCAACAGCGGAAGAACGCUAUGUCGCGACUGUUCUCGUUCAAGCAGUCUCCCCCUGGCACGCCAAUGACCGGCUGUCAGAUGCGCUUCGACGGAUCUCUCCACGUGUCAGCUAACCCGGAGACUCCGGGUGCGCACCGGGCUUUGGAGAGCCACGGCUUCGCGGUACCGGGAGCGUUACGGAAACAGCACAGCGUGGGAUUCCCCCACCCUCUUCAUGUCGGUCACGGACACCCGUUAAUCGAGAGCCAGGUCGGCUCCCCGUCGUCCCGGGGCUCGCCGUCCAGCGAAGGACUGUGCGCGGUGUGCGGCGACAACGCAGCCUGUCAGCACUACGGUGUUCGCACUUGUGAGGGUUGCAAAGGUUUUUUUAAGCGCACUGUGCAGAAAAACGCCAAAUAUGUUUGUCUGGCCAACAAGAACUGUCCAGUCGAUAAAAGGAGGAGAAACCGAUGCCAGUACUGCCGCUUUCAGAAGUGUCUAGUCGUGGGGAUGGUGAAAGAAGUCGUGAGAACAGACAGUUUAAAAGGUCGACGGGGUCGACUCCCAUCCAAGCCGAAGAAUCCGCAGGACUUCCCGAACGCCUUAUCGCCCGCAAAUCUCCUAAGCGCCCUGGUGAAAACCCACAUAGACUCCAACCCCUCUGUGGGCCGCCUAGAUUACUCUAAAUUUCAGGCAGGUCCGGACUACCACAGUGCUGAAGACGAAACUGUUCAUAUCCAGCUGUUUUACGACAUUCUGACGGGCUCCAUGAACAUCAUCCGCGGAUGGGCAGAGAAAAUGCCGGGCUUCACAGAUCUCCCUAAAUGCGACCAGGAGCUCCUCUUUGACACGGCCUUCCUCGAGCUUUUCGUGUUGCGCUUGGCAUACAGGUCAAACCUGGUAGAAGACAAACUCAUCUUUUGCAACGGUGUGGUCUUGCAUAAGCUACAGUGCGUGAGGGCCUUCGGAGAGUGGAUCGAUUCCAUCGUGGAGUUCUCUGCGAACUUUCAAAGCAUGAACAUAGACAUCUCGUCCUUCUCCUGCAUAGCUGCCCUCACCAUAGUUACAGAGCGGCACGGUCUUAAAGAGCCUAAGAAGGUGGAGGAACUGCAAAACAAAAUUUUAAACUGCUUGAAGGAUCACGUGGUCUGCAGUAGCAGCGGCUUGAACUGCCAAAGUCGUCUGUCAAAACUGCUCGGAAAGUUGCCCGAGCUGCGCACUCUGUGCACGCAGGGACUUCAGCGCAUCUUUUACCUGAAACUCGAGGAUUUAGUCCCAACGCCUGCCAUCAUCGAGAAACUGUUCCACGACACUUUACCCUUCUGAACACGGGGCCUGCUAGCGAACUGUGACCAUUCCACUGGAGUUUUAUAAGGCACCCUCGUGCAGUCUCAGAUGCACUGCAGCGCGAGCGGACAGCAUGGAAUAAACACAUCUUCGAGACGAGACAGGAAUAAAAAAAACGCCUUGUAUCUAAUUUUUUUUUUCGGGGGGGGGGGAGGCACAACUCUGAUUAUUGUUAAUAGUUUAUUAUUUGAUUAACUAUAAUACGCUUAUUUCAAGUGCGGUUAAAAUGUGUUUGUAUUGUUACUCGUCGCAUAUUGCAUAAAAAGCAUGUAUAUAAAGACCAUUCUGAUGGUGAAACAUAACGUGAGGAUGACGCGUGCCCCGCAGAGAAACGAUGGGUGUUUAAUAGCAUUUAUCUCAUAAUCUGUUGCGGAUUUAAUGUGGUUACGUGGCCGGCACUGGCCUGAGUGGGAGAAGGAGGGCGUGAACCCCCAACAUUGAUGAGAGGAAACAAGAUUAUAGGCUUACCUUUGUUGUGUUUAUGACUUAAUAGUGUACCAAACCUUGCUGUUAUUUUUACGAUAUUUGUCAUAUUUUUUACAGGUCGCGAAAUAUGCAUGGAAUUUAUGAGCUAUGUUCUCCAGCACUUUGUAAUUUCAUAUUGAAAUAACGGUUGUGAGUUUUAUGUGCGUCUAGUUCCUUAACAUCAUGACAACACAUUCCGAUCCAUUGUUUUUAUUAAAUGAUAUCACUUGUUUUGCAGUACAUUUUGUGUAUAUCAUAAAGGUACCCGGUAUGAAUCUAAUGCUUUGCAAAAUAAAUUCGUGAAGCAAGACUCA
This is a messenger RNA of Electrophorus electricus (electric eel), 2810 nucleotides long. RefSeq names its product nuclear receptor subfamily 4, group A, member 2b (gene nr4a2b). Lineage: Eukaryota; Metazoa; Chordata; Actinopteri; Gymnotiformes; Gymnotidae. Gene Ontology annotation, molecular function: nuclear receptor activity; nuclear glucocorticoid receptor binding; RNA polymerase II cis-regulatory region sequence-specific DNA binding. Gene Ontology annotation, cellular component: transcription regulator complex; nucleus. The record is from RefSeq and is a predicted model, not a curated record. Gene Ontology annotation, biological process: regulation of transcription by RNA polymerase II; cellular response to corticotropin-releasing hormone stimulus; central nervous system neuron differentiation.